Messenger RNA from Dimorphilus gyrociliatus, 6450 nucleotides. The record is from the annotation of a GenBank genome assembly. Lineage: Eukaryota; Metazoa; Annelida; Polychaeta; Dinophilidae.
GACAGUCAUUUAAAUAUGGCGGCGAAGAUUGCAAAACUAUUAAGUGGAUUUUUUAUUUUAGCAAAUUUUAGUGUAGUCGCCAUAAGAUAUGGAUCUUUAUCAGAAACCCUGCAUACAUCAGACCCUUCUUUUGAGGAAUGGUGGGGACAAAAGGUUAAAAAAAUUGAAAGACCUCCGAAUUUAGAGGUUAAUAAUCUGCAUUCAAGAUUUAAGAGGUCGGCGACGGAUAAAAAAUCAAAAUCUAAGCUAACUCAUUGGUUUGAUUUCAAUGACCAUAAUUCUCAAAUGUUUGUACAUUGGGCUGGUGAGAACAGCGAUGUUGUUAUCGCAUUAACAAAACCACUUGAAUCUCAAGGAAAAAAAUUUAAAAGUAUUUUAUAUGUGUCUCGAAAUUACGGAAAAACGUUUGAAAAACAAAAGCUAGGCAACGAGACUAUCAACAUUGAUAGAUUUUAUUAUUCACCUCUUAAGAGCAGCAACUUUAUUGUUACGGACAUAAAAAACAAAUACAUAUGGACGAGCGAAACCUACUUAAAACGUACAACCAAGCACAAACUUAAAUUUGUCCCAAGAAAAAUAAGCUUUCAUCCGAAUAAAGUUCAUACGAUAUUUGGUUUUGAUGAUGAGAAUUUUUUAACUCGUUUAUGGGUAUCUGAAGAUUAUGGAUACAAAUGGAAAAUUGUUUCCUAUGGCGUAAAAGAGUUUUUUUUGACUGAAAACACUCUCUACGUUCAAAGGACUGGAUUCGUUGACACAAAUAUUAACGUUUAUAAAAAUAAUAAUUAUAUUAGGUUCGAUAAAGUUCUUAGUGGAGUAGUAGAUUUUCAAGUAAAGGACGAGUAUAUGUUUGCAACUAAACGAGCAAAGAAAACUGGACUUGAAUUAUGGGUUGCGAAAAUUCAUGAAAAGUUCCAAAAAACAACAUUUCCAGCAUUAACUCAACCAUCGAAUAACGAUCCCAGUGAAGCAAAUAACAUUGAACCUAUUGUUGAAUUCUACGUUAUUGAUGCAAGUGAAGGUAUGGUUAUGAUUGUUGGUUCUCAUAAAAGGAGUGAUGGACAAUUAGAGAAUAACCUAUAUACAAGCGAUGGAACUGGACUUAUAUAUUCUUUAUCUUUAAGAAAUGUUGUCUAUUUCAAUCCAAAAUCUAAUGUUUCAAGUUGGCUGAGGGAAUAUGUGACCAGACCUUUCGCAGACGUGCAUAAAGUAGAAGGUCUUAGAGGAUAUUUUAUAGCCUCCGUAGUUAAUAUGACAAACAUCACUGCAACUAAUCAACAAUCAUAUAUAACUAUGAAUAAAGGAGGAAACUGGUAUUAUAUAUAUGCCCCAAGAAUUCGAAGAAAUGGAAGUAGGUCUAGUUGCUACUACUCCUGGAAGUGUUAUCUGCAUCUGUCUCAAAACUACCACAGUUUACAUCCCAAAUCUAGGAGUGUUCCUAUUCUCUCUAAAGCAUCUGCACCUGGGUAUGUUAUGGCAACUGGUACUUUAGGAAAGUACAUGGACCAUACUUCUGGUCGAGAUGUUAAUGUCUACUUUAGUAGCGAUGGCGGCUAUAUUUGGAGAGAGACACUAAGCGGUUCUCAUUUCUUUGAAUUUGGUGAUCAUGGAGGCAUUAUUGUUGCUGCUGAACAGUGGGAGCCGACCAAUAAGAUUCUAUAUUCAACUGAUGAAGGGGAAAGUUGGUAUCCUCACUACUUUAGCAAUGAAGAAAAACUUCAAAUAUAUGGUAUCCUUACUGAACCUGGCAGUAAUACGACAACAUUCUCGGUAUUUGGAUCGCUCUAUAAUAAACGCCAUAGUUGGGUUCUAGUAAAAGUUGUUUUAAACACUCUGUUUAAUAGAACGUGUGUUAAAAGUGACUAUAAGGUUUGGAAUCCCAAAUCUUCUAGGGCUUCCCAUUGUCUAUUGGGUAGAAUGCUGAGUUUUAAGCGUAGAAUAGCUAACUCCAAUUGCUAUAAUGGGAAGACAUACAACGAUGAAAAAGUCUUGAAAAAUUGUUCUUGUCGAUCAUCAGAUUUUGAAUGUGAUUUCGGAUAUAAAAAGGAUUAUUUAUGGCAAUCUACAUGCAGUAGAGAUCCAAGAAUAUCAGAGAGUGAGCUAAUUAGUCAUAGACCACAAAAAUGUCCAAUUGGAUCUUAUUACUAUAGAACUAAAGGUUAUCGUCGUGUUGCUGGAAAUACUUGCCAUGGUGGUUUAGCCUUCGAAUACGAGCCUGAAAAGAUAAUGUGCAGAUCAAGUAGACUGAGGGAAUUUAUGCUUUAUUCGACAAAAUCAUCUAUAUACCGUUAUGAAUUUGGAGUUAAUAAAACAACGAAAGUAAUCAGUGGAUUAAAAAAUAUUGCCGCUGUUGAAUACGAUUAUAAUGAAAAUUGUUUGUACUGGGCAGAUACUAUUUUUGAUAUAAUUCAAAGACUAUGCUUGAACAAAGAUUCUAAAACCGAAACCCUUAUUAAACAAGGAUUGGACAACGUAGAAAGCUUAGCUUUGGACUAUCUUGGCGGUAAUUUGUAUUGGAUUGAUUCUGGAAAUAAAAGAAUUGAAAUGAUAAAUACUAGAGGAAAGUUCAGACGAGUUGUUGUUCAAAAUACUAAAAAGAAUCCGAAGCUAUUGGAAAAGCCUAGAAGUAUUGCUCUUGCUCCUAAACACGGAUUACUGUUUUGGAGUGAUUGGUCGGCCAAUGCUCGUAUAAUGAUUAGUGAUAUGAAUGGUCAGAAUGUAAAAAUAUUUGUCCAAACCGGUAGUAUUAAAUGGCCCAAUGGAUUGGCUGUAGACGAAUCGACAAAAAGACUCUAUUGGGUUGAUGGUUUUACGAAAAAUAUUAAAUUUUCGACAUAUCCUUCGGGACAUACCGUUCCCGUAAAAUUUAAAGCCUCUCCUCAUCCAUACGCUAUUAGUGUUUUCAAAACCGAAGUGUAUUGGACUGAUUGGACAACGAAUAGUAUUUACGUUACUGAUAAGAUGUCGGCUUUCCGCUAUCUAUCCGCUAAAAAUCGUGUAUUCUUAGCUAACAUUACUAAUAUUAUGGAUAUCAAAUUAUUCUCUGAAUCCUCACAAGCUGGAAAUGCGUCGUGUUCCUGUAAAUAUCUGUGCGGAAGAGUUCCUAUUAGGAAUUCUUUAAGAAAGUAUCCACCAGCACCAAUUAAUGGCUCGGCAGAAAAAUGUCUCUGUCCAGAUACUUUCACGAAAAAGACUGUGAAAGACAACAAUGAAAUAUGCCAAUGCGAAAAAGGAGAAACACCUACUAAAGACGGUUGUGAGGCUGGUAAGGGAGACUGCCCGAAAAAUUUCUUUAAAUGUGACAAUAAGAAAUGUAUAUUUGAUUCUUGGAAAUGCGAUCGCCAAGAUGAUUGCGGAGAUGGUAGCGACGAGAGAAAUUGUCCAAAGGUAUGUACAGCACAGCAAUUUCAAUGCGACGGCGGUUCAACUUGUAUACCUUUGGAUUGGAAAUGUAACAAUGUAACAGAAUGUCUGGAUAAAUCUGACGAAAAAAAUUGUGCUAAAAAAAUCUGCAAAAGUACACAAUUUACCUGCGGUAAUUCGGAAUGUAUAUCAAUGAGUUAUGUGUGCGAUGGAGACAUGGAUUGUGAAGAUGGUUCUGAUGAAGUUAAUUGUCCAACUUUCAAUUUUACGUCUGCAAAACCACCUUCAGUAUGUAAAGCCUUCCAAUGUAAUAGUACCAAAGACUGUAUACCUAAUUCAUGGCGCUGCGACAAUUAUAAGGACUGCCCUGAUAACUCUGAUGAGAUUGGCUGUAAGAAUAAAUGUAGCAGUACUGAGUUCUCUUGCAAAACAACUAAGAUUUGUAUUAGUAAAUCGCUUAAAUGUAAUGGUUAUGACGAUUGCUGGGAUGGAUCUGACGAAGAAAAUUGUCCAAAGAUAACAACCACUGUUAAACCACAUAACAUGUGCAACUAUACAUCAUUUCAUUGUAGAAAUCAUCGGUGCAUACCAUAUUCGUACGUCUGCGAUUCAAUCAAUGAUUGUCACGAUGGCGGAAUUGGUAGUGACGAAGAAAGUUGUUCUCAAAAUGCGACAGAAGCAGUGAUAACUACUAGAGAUCCAAGUGUUUGUCCAAAAUUUACUUUCCAUUGUUUAACUGGCAGUAUUAAAUGUUUGCCAUCGAGUUGGGUGUGUGACGGAGCCAAAGAUUGCGACGACAACAGCGAUGAAUUCGAUUGUCCUACAGACAGCUGUGUAGCGCCAAAAUUCUUUAGAUGUUCAUCAUGCAUUCUUCAAAAACAAGUUUGCGACGGCAAAGUAGACUGCGCUGAUGGAGCGGAUGAGAGAGGCUGUUCCAACUCAACAGCAAGAACUUGUAAAUUCGACGAAUAUAACUGUAUAGGUUCAUCAUUAUGUAUACUAAGAAGUGAAAUUUGCAAUAUGUUUCCCGAAUGUCCUAGCAACGAAGAUGAAAAAUGCUAUAGCGGUUCCUUUCACAUAUCUUCAUUAACAUCCUUUAAAAAGACCGUUAAAUUUGAUAUUGCUAUAAAGGAUACUAAAGAGGAUAUGAAAGUUUUUAUGGAAAUUAUUGAUAUGGGGAAUCCAGCAUCAAGAUUAAAUAAAACAAUUGUUUACAAAGCAAAAGAAGCUAGCCAUAAAGUUAUCAUCCCUAAUUUAAUACCACAUGUAAAAUACAUUCUAUACGCAAAUCUAAUAAUCAACAAUACAAAAUAUUUUGUUAGCGAUGCAACAUAUCGCUUUCAAACUACAUACGAAAAAGUUAUUCAACAAUUUAGCGUUCAAGGAGGUGAUUCCAAAGCUAUAUUAAGUUGGAAAAAGCCUGAUUUUAAAGUUAACUACUACGAAGUUUACAUUUCAAAUGUGCAAAUGCCUGAAUUAAGCGAAACAGAACAACUGGAAAUAACUGAAGAUGAUAUUUUUGGCAAUAUAAUACGAAAAACAAUUGAUUUAGCAAAGGGGCAAUAUCUUAUACACAUUUUACCUUUUACCGAUCAAGGACAAGGAAAAUUUUCCCCUGCAGUUCAAGUAAAAAUUAAACAAUGCCCUACAGUUAAAUUAAUUCAUCUAAUGAAAUCACUUCCCCAAAUAUUGUUUUCGGAUGCAAAUGAUGUUAAUAAACUUGACGUUAAACUUAUACCAGAUGAUUUGGAUAUAUUUGCAAGGAAUUUGGAGAUAAAGUCCCUGAAAAAUACAUAUCAUCUUAAAGAUCUUAGUCCUGGAAUGAAAUAUACUAUUGAAUUUAUAUUCCACUUUAAAGGAAGCUCCGAUCAAUGCUCGACCAGAAAGCAUUUCAAAACUGCAGGAGAGGCGAUUAAAGCUCCUACUAAUAUAGAAAUUGAGUGGAUAUUGAAAAGCGAUUACGAAAUUUCUUUUCAAGCUUUUGAUAAGAAAUACACUUACACCUUUUAUUGGACGUCGGAAUAUAAAUUAUUAGAUAAUUUGGAUUUUAAUCAUCGUGACGUUGAAAAAAUAUCAUUAAAAGAUGUCAAAACUGAAAAUGAGACAAUUACUAUUGGGAAAUUGAAAUUGCCAUCUUGUCUCAGAAUAUUUUAUAUGUUGCAAGUAACAGGCCCACACAAUGUGAUUGGUGAACUAUCUCCUAUUCAGACAUUCUCUACGAGAGAAGAUUAUAAUUCACCGCCAAGUUCCCUUCGCGUUGGAAAUUUUAAAAAUUCAUCAUUAUUACAAUAUUCGGCCGAUUUCUCUUGGAAAUGGAAUUGUCUAUUGGAAAAGGCACCAAAAUCGUAUACGAUGGUUAUUGGUAAAGACGAUUCGGGUGAUCAUUAUUCCAUUGAAGUUGCCCAAGGAAAAGGACAGUUUACUAAAAAAACAAUAAAAAAUCUUAUUUCUGGCGCAAAGUAUCACUGGAAAGUAAAAAUAUCAGGACAAAGCUCAUUCUCAGAGCCAAAGUCGUUCUCAUACAAUGUAAUCCAAGCUCCUCCGGGAUUCAAAGUUUUCGAAAAAGGAAACACUAUCCGAUUUAUCUGGAAUAAACCUGAAUACCUUACUGAAAUAGAAUCAUAUAAUUAUAUUAUCUACAAAUGUAAAAACCAAGAUGAACAUACUUGCAACAAAUUAACUUCUAUUCCACGUGGUCAACUUGAUAAAGAAAUCAAGAUUAGAAGCAAUCAUUAUAGAUGCUAUAGAAUACGUAUAAAGUUGUAUGAAAGUAACUACCCAGGGGAAUUUUCUAAUCCAAUAUGCCGUAUUGGACAAGUUGGAGAACACUCUGAUAAAUCUAAAUCCUCUAGUAAUUUGGCAAUUCCUAUCGCUAUCGUUGCUGUCAUAGUAAUAAUCGUCCUAGUAGCAAUUUUGGUAUUUUUUGUUAUGAGACACAGAAGAUUACAAAGAAGUUUACUUGGUUACGCAAAUUCAAUUUAUCAUAGCAGUAGCGGUACAACAGUUAUAUCAACUGAUAAUAACUUGGAUGCUGAUGACGCUCCUAUAAUCAGAGGAUUUUCCGAUGAUGAACCCCUUGUUGUCGCUUGA